This is a messenger RNA of Numida meleagris (helmeted guineafowl), 11216 nucleotides long. RefSeq names its product polypeptide N-acetylgalactosaminyltransferase-like 6 (gene GALNTL6). Gene Ontology annotation, cellular component: Golgi apparatus. The transcript has 12 exons. NCBI's taxonomy places the organism in Eukaryota, Metazoa, Chordata, Aves, Galliformes, Numididae. The record is from RefSeq and is a predicted model, not a curated record. Bases 97 to 1902 code for a protein of 601 amino acids.
CCGGCUACGGGGGGGGCGGGCGUGAAGCGGGCGGGCGAAGUUUCUCCUGUGGGGAGGGAAAGACGCGGCCCCGCGGCAGCAAGUCCGGCUUUGGCCAUGAAGAGGAAACAGAAGAGGUUUCUGCAAAUGACGCUGCUCUUCACCGCGGCGCUCAUUUUCCUGCCCGACAUCGGCCUCUGGUCUCUGUACAGGGAGAAGCACCUGGUGAAGCCGGCCGAGCCCGCCGAGCCGCAGACAAUUCCAUUGGGGCUGGGAGAUGGACAGUUGUUCACCUGGACUGAUGGACUGAAAAGGAAGGAUUGGCACGAUUAUGAAAGUAUUCAGAAAGAUGCUAUGCGUUCAGGGAAAGGUGAACAUGGAAAGCCGUACCCUCUGACAGAGGAAGACCAUGAUGAUUCAGCUUAUAGAGAAAAUGGCUUCAACAUAUUUGUUAGCAACAAUAUAGCACUGGAGCGAUCUCUGCCAGACAUCCGACAUCCAAACUGUAAACACAAGGUGUACUUGGAAAAGCUACCAAAUACCAGCAUAAUUAUCCCAUUUCAUAAUGAAGGCUGGACUUCCCUCUUGCGAACAAUACACAGUAUUAUCAAUCGCACUCCAGACAGCCUGAUUGCGGAAAUCAUUCUUGUGGAUGACUUCAGUGACAGAGAACAUUUAAAAGAGAAGCUGGAGGAAUACAUGGUCCGUUUUGCCAAAGUGAGGAUUGUACGUACAAAGAAACGAGAAGGGCUCAUUCGGACCAGGCUGCUAGGAGCCUCGCUGGCUAGAGGAGAAGUCUUGACAUUUCUGGAUUCCCAUUGCGAAGUCAACGUGAAUUGGCUGCCUCCCCUGCUUAACCAGAUUGCACUAAACCACAGAACCAUCGUGUGUCCUAUGAUCGAUGUCAUUGACCACAAUCAUUUUGGCUACGAGGCACAGGCAGGGGAUGCCAUGCGAGGAGCUUUUGACUGGGAAAUGUACUACAAAAGAAUCCCGAUUCCUCCUGAGCUCCAGAGAGCUGAUCCCAGCGAUCCCUUUGAGUCUCCUGUGAUGGCUGGAGGUCUAUUUGCCGUUAACCGGAAGUGGUUCUGGGAGCUGGGAGGCUACGAUCCAGGAUUGGAAAUAUGGGGAGGAGAGCAGUAUGAAAUCUCCUUUAAGGUGUGGAUGUGUGGAGGUGGGAUGUUCGAUGUUCCAUGCUCUAGAGUUGGGCAUAUCUACAGGAAGUAUGUCCCUUAUAAAGUUCCUUCUGGAACCAGCCUAGCACGUAACCUGAAGCGUGUAGCAGAGACAUGGAUGGAUGAGUUUGCAGAGUACAUUUACCAGCGACGGCCUGAGUACAGACAUCUCUCAACUGGUGACAUCUCUGCCCAGAAGGAGCUUCGCAAGCACCUGAAAUGUAAAGAUUUCAAGUGGUUCAUGGCUGCAGUGGCGUGGGAUGUCCCCAAAUACUACCCACCUGUGGAGCCUCCACCUGCUGCCUGGGGGGAGAUUCGAAAUGUGGCAGCCAAUCUCUGCGUGGACAGCAAACAUGGAGCCACAGGGACUGAACUGAGGCUAGACAUUUGUGUGAAGGAUGGCUCAGAAAGGACAUGGUCACACGAACAGCUGUUCACCUUCGGCUGGAGAGAAGACAUCCGUCCCGGGGAGCCACUUCACACCAGGAAGUUCUGCUUCGACGCCAUCUCACACAGUAGCCCUGUCACAUUGUAUGACUGUCACGGGAUGAAGGGGAACCAGCACUGGAGCUAUAGGAAGGACAAAACUUUGUUCCAUCCGGUAAGCAGCAGCUGCAUAGAUUGCAACCCAUCUGAAAAGAAGAUUUUCAUGAACAGAUGUGAUCCUUUAUCUGAAACUCAACAGUGGGUUUUUGAACAUAUUAAUAUGACUGUUUUAGAAAAAUUUAACAGCAAGGCCAGUUCCUAGGGAAAAUUUAAAAAAUGAACACACCCAGUUACAUACAGCCUGCAGACUACGUUUUCGCCAGCAUCUGGGUCGAAGGAGUCAGGAAUUAAAUUUCCUAGAUCCAGGAAGUCUGCUCUAAGGAUUAAGAAAAUGCCCCAGCAAGAGCCAGCAGGCUGUCCUUGAGGAUGUACAGUAUCUGAAGAACUUGGCUAGAAGCCUCACCGGAUGCUGCUGAGAACUUCAGGCUGAAAAUUCCCUUGCUGGUCAAGGGAAAAUUUUGUUUAAAAACUGUUUAAAAGUAUCCAAGUUAAUAAAGUAAAACAAAACUCUAGAGUUUCUCAGGUCUAAUCCUGCUGUAGUGAGUAGUUCAGAUGCUGUGAUUUGGGAUGGGUAUAUGGCAUGCAUGACGGCUACAGGAACCUGAAGAAAUCCCAGGUUUUAGAACUAAACAUGCUGGUGGAAGAAUAAUGGUGUCCCAGCGCUCCCUAGACAAGAUACACACUCUGUUGAUAUUCUCCUAAUAAAAGGUCGGGUUAAGCAGGUUUAACCCUCAGAACUGCUGCAAUUAAUUUUAAAUACCUCCCUUUUACAUUCCAUUCAUUACCAAAAUAGGAAUGGUAGAAAUCUUAGGGUCUAGAAUUACACUGUAGUGAAGCAUGAAAUAAACUGUAAGGUUUUGCCCUCACAUUUUUCCCUUCAGCUGGGAAAAAAAACAUAAAGCAAUCAAAUUUCUAUACGUGGUAUAUUUAGCAGUUGUGAUUCAAAUCCCGUUGUCACACGCAGUGAGAUUUUUUUUUUCAGUGACAAAUGUAACAGCAGCUGCACCGUAAUAGAAGGCAUGUGGACUAGCUAUCUUUCCUAAGGUAGAAUCCUUACCAAAGUGUACAUUAAGUUAAAAAUAGGUUGAAAAAAUCAUCAUGAGAGCAGGAAAUAAUUGCAUACUGCAUGCUGAACUAGGUUAGUCAAAUUAACAUUGGUAUGCUGCCAUCACCUAAAAAAGCGCUGAUCCUCUGUAGUGCAGCUUAAAGGAUCUUGCAGAAAUUGUGUGGUGUUCUUGUCAGAUAUAAGCAGAAAGAAAAUUUGACAUGAAGCUAGUUGGGUGAUUUCAGAGUUCCUGAUGAAAUCUGUGAUGGAAAUCACAUAAACCUAAGCUGUCAAGUGAAUGGUACUGCAGAUCUCAUGGUGGAGGAAAGGAGGAAUGCCAACAAGUUACCCGUGGCAAUAUUUUAGUGCUUUAGGCGCAGGUACAAUUCAGAUUCAGGCAGACUUCUGUCACACUGACAGGCAUUAUGGCAUAUGGUGCCCUCUGACCCAUCGAGCUGACGUCAUGAGAGGCCUCUAAAACUUACUCGAAAGGCCUAUGGCUCUUCUCAGAAGGAAUCAGUUGAAACUAAUAUGUGGAACAUAACUAACAGGCUUACGAUUUUUCAAGGUGAGAGCACAUGUAUAUGUGUAUCAAAUAAGUAUGUGGACUGCUUUUGUUUGAAAGGUAUUCACAGACAAAAGCACCAUAAAUGUGGAUAGAUGACAUUCCCCAGAGGCAGCUACAACAGUGCUAUCAGGUUCCAAAAAUAUCAUAAGGAAUUAAGUUGCUUAAUCUGACUGCUGGAGAAUUGUCUGACUAACCAAAAUACUGGUGUGUAAGCUAUCGUGUUUUGAGGCAGAAGGGUAAAUGUGUCAUUUAUUGCUCCUUACACUGUACUUAUGCUCAAAGAGUGUUGACUGCAUCCAAAGGAUGGUUCUAGUACCAAUUAGUGUACACUAUUUUAUGACAGCACCUUGUAGUUGCAGAUUAAAAAUCACAUUAACCUAAAAUUGUUGGUUAUAGGAACUUUUUAGGAGGGGGAUGAGAUCCUGAAGCAUUUAGGAUGCAUGCACUUGGAUGCAUCCAUACACUGAGUAAUAGCUGCAAGUUAGUGAAGAGACCUUUCAGUUAAUCUAAGAGAAAUGAAUAUAGACAUCAUUUUAUGAUUUUAAAGCAAAGGAACUUGCUUAAGUAUUGUUUAAAUUUAAUUAUGGUGCACUGAAGGAUGGAGGCAGCUAGGCUACUGUGUGGGGAUAUUUAGGUAGCUAUCAGUGCACAGAAGCAGUCUGGGCACUGCAGGCUGCCAGCCUUCUCAGAUACAGUGCUUGUAGCAUCAUCAUUUAUUUGCAGCCAGAACGUGAGAAAUGAGGAUUUGGAAAAAAAAGAAAAUGGGCGCCUAAAAUGUAAAUUCCUCCCUUGUCCUUAAGCUGCUGAUUGAAACUGGCCCUCAACUGUCAAAGUCCCAUAUGCCUGAAAUAGAGAGGCAAAGGAGAAUUGCUAAACCAGCUAAGCAGUUUAUAAUAUGCACAGAUUGGUAGAGUUAUAUCAUUCAGUCUCUGCCUGCAUCUCAAUGGUCUGAUUUUGAAAUGUCUAAUGGGAACUGGACUGCUGCUGGGGCAGAGAUCUUCCAUGCCUUUUACAAUGCUCAUUAAUUAAUAUUGCAGAGCAUCCUGCACUGCCAAAGGAAACCUUUCAAUUACUCAGUUGAACAGUGAUUGUAAGGUCUAGGAGUCCCUGUCAGGUAACAAUCCAUCUGAAUGGUACGUAGAUGUUUUGAGAAGUUCUGUUCUACGUAUUGUUUUCAGUUUUAAUAGGCAAAAUAUAAGAAAAGAUAUAUUAGAGUUUUUCACGUGUCAACAGUGAACAGCUUUUGAAUAAUCUGGAAAUAUGAAGUUUAUAUGAAGGUCCAGAUCUUGAGAAACAUUUAUUAACUUGCCACAGUGUGGCAUAAACACAAAAGUAUAUAUAUACAUGUACGUAUACAUUACCAGUGGGAAGAGGCAGAUAGAGGAGAAGUUUGUUCUCACUUCAUGGGCUCGUAUUUCAGGUAUUUAUUAUAACCAGAAAAAAAAAGAUAGCAAUCAGUAGCCUAAUAGAGAAGAUAGUUAUUUCGCUGUUUUCAGUUUAAGCAAUUUUCUCUUUUUAAAAACAGAGAGAAAAAAGCUUGCAUGCAGCUUCUCCACAGGCAGCUGUAAUCCUCCUGCUGAGCAGAGAAGGUGGCCCUAGGGACAGAGUUUCAGAGCUGUGCUCCUGUAGCAUUUGGGGGCUGAUGGAUUCAUAAAAUGGUUAUGACUUGCUAAGCACAGGACUCCUUCAGCGGAAAGUGUUAUGAAUAAUAAAUGAUCAUCCCUACCUCUAAAUUAAAUUCUGUCUUGAGUGUUCUCCAAAGCUUUCCACUGAUAAUAGCAUUUCAUGACUAAUUUAGCAUUCAGAAUUUCUUUAAGUCUUCCAGCAACCGUAUCUUUUUCUACUCAGCGGACAUCCGAGCAAGUAGAAAGAUAGGAUGGACAGAUAUAUUUUCCUGCCAUAUUUAACUAGAAGUGUUUAACUUCAAUCUACGUUCCUUCCAAAGACUAUGAAAUUUCUGUACAGAAAGGUGUUUAAAAAAUACUAAGCGCAUAGUUAGCACUAACUGAUAAUUUCAGUGAAAUGCCAGCUGAUGAUUUGCUUCAGUUUUUCAGCUGAUUGCUUUAUGGCUGAGAGGAAUUUAAUCAACACACUAAAAAAGAUCUUUGUAUCUUUAAAGUUCUUCUGCACCUACCCUAAACUUUUCCCACUUAAGGCUUUCUGACUCUUUUAGAGGUCAGCAAACCACUACUGCUAGAGAUGGUAGCAACUGGAGAAAGCAGAAUAAACACCAAGUACAAUGAAAACUCUAAAAUCGUUUGUGUUUCUCUGUGCAUAUUCCAAAAUCCAAACUAAGCAGAAGCCCUUGGCAAGGGCUCAAGGGAUAGAAGAGGAGUUGGGAAGCAGCAUUGUACAGAGGCAUGACCUUAUUUCAGGAAAAUGACAUCAUUUUGGAACAAAUGUUUCUGCAACAGUAUGGAUACUUUAAUGAUAUAAUGCAUACUUCCUGAGUGUUAUCAUUUUAUAAAUAAAUGGGCUGUAGCUGCUGAACUAGGUCAUCUUCAUGAUAAAGAUAGACUAAGCUUGAAAAGAGGCAAGGAGCACUUAACAACCUUUGAUUACUGGCAAUUUACCAAGCAUCAACAUCUCUGUGACCUCAGUGAAAUGGGAUGCCACAGAAGAUCACAGAAGAAACGUAUAUAAUUUGCUUAACCAAAUGUAUUCAAUGGGUGGCACCCCUUUAAGAGUGGAUGUCACCUUUGUGACAAUAAAAAUUGUAAUCAGAAUUAAUUUACAUUUUUACUGCUAACUUCUGCAUGGAGCUGAGUGAGUGGUCGCCUUCCAAGCCACCCGGACAGUGGGCAAGAAGUGCUUUGGGCAGACACCUGCUGGGAGGCCACCACCAUGGGUGCAGCCUUCCUCUACUGAAGAACAUCAAUCUUUAAUGCUGUUGAUCCAGCAUCUUUCCAGAAAACAUAAGGUGUACAUUAAAUGAAGAAUAUGAUGAUAGAUUUUUCUAAUCCAUCAAAGUCACUAGGUACAACCAUUUCAAAACAGUUGAAAACAAAAAGCUGAUCAGAAGUAGCUUUUUUAUAGCUGGUAUUAGGUGUAUGAGAUUAAUGAAUUCAUUUUAUAGCUCCCUUCCAAAUCUGUUCCAUACAUUCUCUUAGGAAGAGCAUAGAGAUACUGAGGUUCUUUUACAUUACGUUCUGAAGAUCUUGCAGUAUAUGAAAGUAAAUUUUGGAAGGCCUAUAGAAUAUUAGAUCAGGCGUAUGCCUAAAGGUAACAACAAUAAAAAUAAAUAAAUAAAUAAAUAAAAAAUCCUGGCUUCUUCAGAUUUUGCUAAACUUCUUGUUCUAAAUAGUAUCCACUGACCGGAAAAUUUUAGAUGAAUAAAUAACGUAGUUUAGUAGCAGUGCUUAGUGCUUUCUAGUUAAGAUUUCUGCUCUUAAAAAAAAAUAGGAAGAGAAUUUUAGUGAAGGUAGUUGGUUGCUGAUAGUUAUUUUGAUGCUAUUUUUUAACUACAUACAAUACAUAAAUCUGUCCUGAAGUGUCCUCUAAAUUCAUAUUUUUCUUAUUAUAAUUCUGAAUGCACUGGACUGAGAAUAAUCUAAGCAGAGAAAAGACCUUUAAGAACUAUCUAGCAAACCUGUGCAGAAACAAACAAACAAUGAGAAAGCUUAGCUGGAAAUGAAUUGAAAAACGCAUCACAUUCCCAAAGCUUCAGCAGCAUUCAGAAAAUGCAUUCACUUUGUAUGAUGGCUUUAUAUCCUUUCAGUGUAUCAGUUAUAUCACUGGUAUUACCCUUGCAUCAGGAUUCUCUCAAAAUGAUGUGCUGUCAUUUGGCACGGUAGAUGGACAGCACGCUGCCAGAGAAAAAAAUCACCUUGUAGGAACAGUUCCUAAAAAAUCCCAUUCAAACAUUGCAGCCUAGGAUGUCUUCAGAGCCUUAGCUAUUUAUGAAAUUCCAAUUUUCUAAGGUUUUGUUUUGUUUGAUUGUUUGUAGCCUUUUGUUUGUUUGUUUUGCAAGACCACAUAGUACGCUGGCACAGGCUGCCCAGAGAGGCUGUGGAGUUUCCUCUUUGGAGAUCUCCAAGAGCUGCCUGGACACAGGCCUAGGCCCCAGCUCUGGGUGACUCUGCUGGUUGGAGCAGAGGGACCCAGAGGUCUGCCAACAUUAGCCAUCCUGAGAUCCUGUGCCUCGAGGGCCUUCAUGAAAAAAAGUGCUGACAAUAGGGGAAGAAAGAGGACACAGGUUAAAAUAAAUAAAAAUAUGUGGUUGCCUAAAGAUAUCAAGUCCUCAGUACUGCUGAGCAUAUUAAUUAUACGCAGAGAUAAAUCUGUUUCUUCUGUGUGGCUGUUGCGAUAGAUGCAUGUCUCCCAGGAAAACACGAAUGGGAAGGAGCCACACCAGCAGGAAAGCCCUUGUGUAGCAGGGGACACAGAAGGAGUCACAGUGACCUUUUGUUGAGAAGCAGAUGAAUAGGGCCUUAAGAGUGGUAUCACAUAAGGGAUGUGAAGUGAGCUGCAAUGUGACAGGUCUGGUAAGCAAUGCUAUCUAAAAGACAUUAGGACACGAGAAGGGAAAACUUGGUCCUCAUUAACCUUUGCCCUUAUUAGCUUCGGCAGUACCCCUGACCCUUUGUUAAGGUAUUAGUUGAUUUAAUUAAGUUAAUCCUUCACCCCAGCCAGCAAAUGACCCAAGCUGGAAGGAAUCACAGCCCGAGCAAAUUUCUCUUGGUCAGCUUGAAGCAUCUGAUUGACACAAACGCUAGGCGGUUUAGUCAGAAACCCCAAAUCGAAAACAAUAUAACCAUCCUGAAAGAUCCACUGGCCUGUUACAUCCUUCUGUGAAAAAAUAUUCCAUUUGCCUCAAGGAGCAAUUGAUGGUAACGAUCCUAGAUUAAGAAGAUCAGGAGUAAAGAACUUGCACAGAGGUGAAAGGCCAAAUGUGCAAUUAUGACAUGGUGGUUUAAUUGAGAAAGGAUGGAGGAAGUAGUUGGUACAAGGGGAGGAGCAGGAGUCGGGUUUACUUCUGGGUACGAAGGAAGCAUGACCUGCAAAGGUCAGCCAUGGGCAACUCUGGGUACCUCUUUAUACCAGUGUUCGCAUGUUUAUUUCCUUUGCAAAUGUUUGGGAAUUGAGAGGCAAUCACUCCCACCUCCUCCUGUAAAGGACUUAAAUUUAGAAGAAAAACUGUAUAAUCUGAAAAAUAAGGAUCAUAAGGUAUGUGAGCGUAGCUACAGCAAAGCUUUGCUGGACACCAAGUCAGCACUGAGUUUUCCACCAAAGGUAUGUGUGUUUAUUCCCGGGGAUGGACAUAGAAGCAGGGCAUGAUGGUCAGUGUUUUAACUCAAAUUAAUAUUUCUCUGCACCUCAGGCUGUUUUGAAACAGGAAAAGUGGUUAACUAAAUUUUCCAGGAAAUAUCAACCCAGGUGAGUACAAAGAAGCUCUGCCUCCUCCCACUGUGGAUCAAGGUAUCUCAUGUUCCUCUUCAAACACUGCGUAGAGCUCCUAAACAAAAGCAACACUGUGACUCUGCCAUCAUGACUCUUUGCAGCAUUUACCUCUUUUUAGCCGUUUCAGUUAUUUUCUUUAUUCUUUUUCCUAUUUGGUCUUUCCUCUGACUCCUCAUCUGCAGGAUUUUGCCAGUCCUCCUUCCCUUCCUUCUGGUAUGUGUGAAGAGGUGUUCAGUUAUUGUACACCCCUUCCUCAAGAUAACAGUGACUAAUGCUGCUUUGAUGUUGCCCUGGCAGAGCCGUGAGCCCUUCUGCACUGGGGACGCCUCUGCUGUCAUUGUGCAGAAUGGCACCAGAGCAGAAGGGAGAGGUCCUGUCCUUAUGGGUCAGUCUCUCACUGCAAGUUUUGUCCAUGCUACAGAUGCACCUCAGCACAGGCAGAAAAACAUCUAUUUAUCUUCUGCAGGGAGAACAUUCUGCUUGCAAUCUACUUUCUUACUCAUCUUUAAAAUUCAGCACUGAAGUCAGAAAGGGGAUUAUGUAAGACAAGAAGCACCUUGCUCCAUCAGUGUACUUCUUACAAAUGUUCAGAAGCAGCUGAACUUAAACUUCACAAGUAGGUUUUAACUCUUGACUAUCCAUACUAAGCUAACAUAGAUACAAGAAACCGUGUUAUAAUUCCAUUAAAUUGAAAUGUGAUUUGAUAAGCCAUCAGGGGGUUAUAACAACUUUAAUAGAAGGCAUUAUUUCAAAUGUAAAAUUGAUAUGUAAUCCCUGGUGAAUACAUGAUACAAGUUCACCUUGAGUUGGGCAACAGAGAGGCAGAGUGGCUUUUAUUUUUUCACAAAACCACAAGUAGAGAGAGAUUGUCCAAUGUGCAGCAUCUCUUGCUUUUAUCUGUAUAGAGUUUCAGUUUAUUCCCCAAUAAGUUAGCAAAGGUUAUAUAUAUAUAUAGAAGGAUCUCCCAUGAUUCUCAUUAUCAAAGCUGCACUUGCACAGAUAGCAGUAAAACAUCCUUUUCUUUCCUAUUAGCAGAAAAUCCUUUUAUUUGUUUCCUGUUUGUGUUUAUACACCCCCAGAGUCAUUUGUUUGUAACCAGAACACAUAAAUACAAGUUUAACCCUGUCCCUUUGCUACAUGACUUCCUGGUAAAUAAGAGUACCUGUGUGAAGACUGUAUUAAAGCAGUGUUGAAAGGACUGUCAGCCAUGGAAUAAGGAUUCCUCUAGAAGAACAGUAAGCCUCCCUAAAGUUUCCUUUAUCAGUGUCAUAUGAGCCUUCAAAUCACAGCCAGUGCUCUGCAUCUAAGUAUAUCAUGGUAAUCUGCACCUGAAACAACAACGAUGCUUCAUCAGGGCUCUGCUGCCAGCUUUCUGUAUGAAUCUAUGCACCAUGGCUAUGUAAAACCAUUCUUUGGAGUUGAGAGUCUUCACCCACAGUUGUUGUCCCUGCAAAGGAUAUCUCUUCCAGCUUUGGCCUGACCUGUUGAUUUCCACCUCAGACUCUGUUGGCUGAAGUAGCUUGGCAUUGACCAGCUCUCAAGAAGGCCUCCAGAUGAUCUGCUCCAUCUCACAUCUAGUGCUCCACGGCGGUCCACCCACAUGGACACAUACAUGGCCCACCAAGGAUUAGGUGUCAAAACAGAAAUGUAUGAUCCCUUCUGAGCCUUUAAGAUGCUUCUGUUUAUCAGCUAGCCUUUGUGAUGGUCAGAGUGAUUUCCAGGCGCCUCUGUGAAUAAGCAGCCUUUCCUGCAGGUAUCCUGCAAAAUAUCCACUUCUCUCAUUUUUCUGAGAGUCUGGAAUGACAGCAUUUGCUUGCUGUUAAACAACAUUCGGGAAAAAAACAACCCCUCGCCAUUCAGCUAUUACAAACUAAUUUUAAGACCAAGAAGGGCUGGGGAUAAGUUUGUGUAGUCUCUGCCCCGUGUGCUCGUAGGCAAGGCAGCCAGUAGUGGUAUGGGCUGGUCGGUGGCUGAUAGAGAUCAAUCUACAAGAAGUGAGACAGAGUUGUCUAAUUUUCUAUGAACUGAGGUUUAGUUCUUUGGUAAUUUUGAUUUAGGAAAUAUAGCUCUCCAGGAAAAAAAAGAAAAAAGAAAAAAAGGAAAUAGGGAAAAUUUUUUCAAGUAUUAUACAGUAGGCUGCAAUUAGUAAUAUAUACUUAAUAAUAAAUAAAGUGAGAACAUAAACUUCUGUGCUGACUAGUCUGGGAUAGUUGGCUUAGAUGUUUUUAAACAACAGUGGUAGAAGCUUUGACCAACUUGUUGAUGCAUUAAAAUAAUGUUUUCAAGACAUACUUACAGAGUUUACAGAGAGUACAUGCCUGUAAAUUACCAGACUGUAAUUAAGAACCUGAAUAAUGGAAUAAAAAUUGUACACCUGUCCUAUUUUAUAUUUGGAUGUGUCAAAUUAUGGAAUACAAAGUAAAAGAUUGCUGUAGAGCAGUUUUUAAAAAAAAAAAAAAAAGAGAGAACAUGAUCUGAAUGAAUAAAUACCUCUCAGAAAUUA